UCUCCACUCCAGUCCGCGCGGCGUGGCGCUCCGAGAAGCACGGCGACGGCGCGCAGGCCGAGCCUGGACAGCCUGGAGCUGAGAAGGCCACUGACAGCGGCAGGCAGGACGCCAGUGACGCCGAAGGGCACCGAAGGGCCGAGCCCAGGCCGCUGCCUUCGCUGCCUUCCCUGCCUUCCCUGCAACUGGGCGGCCGGUGCAACAACGCGGCCCGUGCCCUCGGCCCGCCGACGCCCCGGCACGGCACGGCACGGCACGGCACGGCACGGCACGCGGGCUUCCGAGAACACCUUAAAUGAAGUCUUGCGAUGCGGGGCGGCCGGGCUUUGCCAACCACGUCAAGGAAAACUUGUGCCGUCGGUGGUCGCCGCGGCGGCGCGCCGUCCUGCUGUUGCUGCGGAGCCUGGAGUGCCGAGUGAGCGAGUGAUUGACCAGCUCUCGGUGCAGCGCUCGGUCCAGCACGCUCCAGCACGCUCCAGCACGCUGCAGGCCGCGGGGGACACGACAACGACAACCCCCUCGACCAACACUCAACCCUCCAGCCAAGAUGCAUUCGGCGAGGCUGCUGGUCGUCGGCGUGCUCCUGCUAGCUCUGUCGGCAGUGGGGGCACCGCCACCCUCGGGGCCCCUUCGGGUCGAGGAAGCCGUGUCCAUUCCGAUGUCCACGGACGACGCCUCCAGCGCGCCAUCCUCCAGCUCGACGGCCUCCAGUGCAUCGGCCUCCAGUUUGCCGGCCUCCAGCACUACGGCCUCCAGCACGACGGCCUCCAGCACUACGGCCUCCAUCACUACGGCCUCCAUCACUACGGCCUCCAGUGCAUCGGCCUCCAGUAUUACGGUCUCGAGCACUACGGCCUCCAGCACUACGGCCUCCAGCACUACGGCCUCCAGCACAACGGCCUCCAACGUGUUUGACAGCGUGCAGGCGGGUGUGGAGUCCUUCUCGCUGCUCCGCGACGCCCCGUCGAGCCCCGGCGGCGAGGGCGUCCACGCCGCUGUCACCGCCCCGCGGUCGUGGCUGCACCGCGUGCGGUAUUCCCACGACGGCAGCCUUGGCGGCAGCCCUCCGGCGCCCCGGGCGGCCAACAACGCCACCGCCACGUACGACUACGACGAGGUGCUGCGGCUGUCGCUGCUGUUCUACGAGGCGCAGCGCUCCGGCCGCCUCCCCGCCGACAACAGGGUGGCGUGGCGCGGCGACUCGGCGCUGGACGACCGCGGGCAGCGCGGGGAGGACCUCUCGGGCGGCUACUACGACGCCGGCGACUUCGUCAAGUUCAGCUUCACGAUGGCGUCCACCACGACGCUGCUGGCCUGGGGCUUGGCGGCGUACGGCGACGCGUACCGCGCGGCCGGCCAGUGGCGCCAGGCCGAGGGCGCCGUGCGCUGGGCCGCGGACUACUUCAUCCGCUGCCACGUGUCGCCCGACGAGCUGUACGGCCAGGUCGGCGACUUCAGCCUGGACCACCGCUACUGGGGCCGCCCGGAGGAGCUCAACAUGACCAGGCCCGCCUACAAGAUCGACCGCGAGCACCCGGGAUCCGACCUGGCGGGCGAGACCGCCGCAGCGCUGGCCGCCGUGGCCGUGGUGACGAGGGACUCGGACCCGGACUACUCCGCGCUGUGCCUCCUGCACGCCCGGCAGCUGUACCGCUUCGCCACCCAGCACCGCGGCCUCUACCACCAGGCCAUCAAGGGCGCGGCCCAGUACUACGAGUCCACCGACUACGGCGACGAGCUGGCCUGGGCCGCGGCGUGGCUGUACCGCGCCACCAAGGAGAGCGUGUUCCUGGACGAGGCCGAGCACCACUACACGCAGUUCCUGCUGCGCGACCGCCCCGCCGAGUUCUUCUACAACCGCAAGGUGGCCGGGGUCCAGGUGCUGCUGGCGCAGCUGACGGGGCUGCAGGAGUACCGCGACGCCGCCAGGGCCUUCUGCGACCACAGCGUGCUGCACCAGAAGCGCACGCCCAAGGGCCUGCUGUACGUGGAGAAGUCCGGGACGCUGUGCCACGCCGCCAACAUCGCCUUCGUCUGCCUGCAGGCCGCGGACGCCGGCAUCCAGCCCGAGCAGUACCGCGACUUCGCGCGCCGCCAGAUCCACUACAUGCUGGGCGACGCGGGCCGCAGCUUCGUGGUGGGCUUCGGGCGGCGGUGGCCCACGCAGCCGCACCACGCCGCCAGCUCGUGCCCCGACAGGCCCGCCGUCUGCGACUGGGGCGCCCUGGCCAGGCCCGCGCCCAACCCCCAGGUGCUGUACGGCGCGCUGGUGUCGGGCCCCGACGAGAACGACUUCUACGAGGACAUCCGCCGGGAGUACAUCUACAACGAGGUGACCCUGGACUACAACGCGGGCUUCCAGUCGGCGGUGGCGGGGCUGCGGCAGCUGCAGCUGCGCGCCCAGGCGAACGAGACCGCGCGGUAGAGGAGGCGGGAGGGCGCCCCGACGCCCCGAGCCGUACUUACUUCCCACUUGUGGGGCGAGGCCCCGCCAGCCCCGCCCCACGUGCCCGCCUUGUGAUGCCCUUCGUGUGAUUCAUCAUGCGUUACCAGUUUCCCUCCCCGUCGACUGCAAGCACCGCCGGAUCGGGGCGCAGAGGCUCUGCUCGCGCCCUGCCGCUUUGCGCCCUUAAAGUCAAGACUCGUUUUUAUACCUCGACUUAGUGUAAGUGAAUUCUUCGUGCGUGUAUUUCAGUUCUGCACACUGUAAGUGGACUGAUUUGAUCCAACAUAGCCGAAGAAAAAUGUCAGGCUGUGAAGUGAAAUGUUUUUUUUUACAUUAUUUUGAACGGAAAGAACAACGACGCAUAUCGAUAA
Thrips palmi is the source of this 2817-nucleotide messenger RNA. Its product is annotated as endoglucanase 13-like. Lineage: Eukaryota; Metazoa; Arthropoda; Insecta; Thysanoptera; Thripidae. Gene Ontology annotation, biological process: carbohydrate metabolic process. Gene Ontology annotation, molecular function: hydrolase activity, hydrolyzing O-glycosyl compounds. The coding region runs from base 548 to 2425 and encodes 625 amino acids. The record is from RefSeq and is a predicted model, not a curated record. The transcript is spliced from 8 exons.